AUGUCAUAGUUCUAUAAAUAAAGAUAUAAAAUGGUUUCUUUCUCCACUCCUCAUCUUCUUGUCUGCAAUUGCAUUUAUAGUAUAUAAUAUGGAUAACACAGCUUUAACAACUCUGUUCAACAUCUUUUCUCUUCCAUUUCUUCUUCUUCUUCUUCUAACUCUCAUCUUCAUCAUCCUAAUCAACCACAAAAUUCUUACCCAUUCGUCUUCAAAACGCUUUACUCCUCUUCCUCCGGGUCCUAAGCCAUGGCCUAUUAUAGGCAACAUUCUUCAUCUCGGAAAAAAACCUCAUGCCUCUCUUGCUCACUUCGCCAAACUUCACGGCCCUCUUAUUUCACUAAGACUCGGCUCUCGUCUCCUUGUGGUUGCCUCUUCUCCUACUUCCGCAGCUGAAAUUCUCAAAACUCACGAUCGUUUAUUCUCUGCUAGAACUAUACCGGCUGCAUUUCCUUACGGAGAUGGCUAUCUUGACCGUGUAGCCAUCGUUUGGAACCCGUCCUGCAGUGAUCAUUGGAAGCUGUUACGAGCUAUGUGCAGGACUGAACUUUUCUCGGCGAAAGCAGUGGAAUCGCAAGCCAGUUUGAGGGAAAAGAAAGUGAGUGAAAUGAUGGAUUUUCUGAGUAAAAAACAAGGAGAGGUAGUGAAUAUUGGAGAAAUUGUGUUCACUACAGCUUUCAACACAAUUUCUAAUCUUUUAUUUUCAAAGGAUUUGCUUAGUUAUGAAGAUCAUCAAGGCAUAGCUAGUGGUUUGAAAAAUCUUAUCACUACAACGAUGGAGUUGUCUACAGCUCCAAAUAUUGCUGAUUUUUAUCCUAUUUUCACAAGAUUGGAUCCUCAGGGCAUAAAAACGAAGAUGGCGAAUCGCCUGGAGAAAAUGUUUUGCGUUUGGGAAAAUGACAUCAAGAAAAGAAGACAAACUAAUAAAGAUUCGCCACAGAAAGAUUUUUUAGAUAUUUUUCUUUCUAAAGGAUUUGAUGAUCAUCAAAUCAAUUGGUUGGUUCUUGAACUGUUUGCUGCAGGGGUGGACACUACUACCACAGUAGUAGAAUGGGCGAUGACUGAGCUACUGAAAGAAAGAGCAAUCUUACAAAAUGUUGCAGAAGAGGUUGAUACAGAAAUCCAGCGCAGCAACAUAAAAGAAUCUGAUAUUUCUAAGCUCGAGUAUGUGAAUGCGUGUGUAAAAGAAACAUUAAGAUUACACCCUCCAGCUCCAUUUCUGAUUCCACGUCGAGCAGCAGAGACUUGUGAAGUUAUGGGCUAUAUAAUUCCAAAGGAUUCUCAAGUACUUGUGAAUGUUUGGGCAAUAGGACGCGAUCCAUCAGUAUGGAAAGAUCCGCUUAGGUUUAAACCGGAAAGAUUUGUGCUGCCAAAUGUGGAGUUUAAAGGUCAUGAUUUUCAGUUGUUACCGUUUGGUUCAGGACGAAGGGUGUGUCCAGGACUAGCAGUGGCUUCGAGACAGCUUGUGUUGAUCUUAGCCUCUUUGAUUCAUGGCUUUGAUUGGUCUGUUCAUUCAUCGCUGGAUAUGAAUGAUAGAUUUGGAAUCACACUGACCAAGGAUUCGCCUCUUCUUGUCGUUCCUAAACUCAAAAGAAAAAGUUAAAUCGAGCGGAUUGCGGAAAAUGACUUCAAAUUCAAGUUUUUAGAUGAAGGAUGAUGCAUGGCUUUUCUGUAGUAAUUUUACUUGCCGUUAUCAGUUACGUGUGUAAUUCUUGUUGAGCACUAAUCAAUUUACAUUUUGAGUAA
Molecule: messenger RNA, 1743 nt
Organism: Mercurialis annua (annual mercury)
Lineage: Eukaryota; Viridiplantae; Streptophyta; Magnoliopsida; Malpighiales; Euphorbiaceae
Product: probable (S)-N-methylcoclaurine 3'-hydroxylase isozyme 2
Exons: 2
Coding region: 89-1600 (503 amino acids)
Molecular function (GO): heme binding; oxidoreductase activity, acting on paired donors, with incorporation or reduction of molecular oxygen; monooxygenase activity
Source: RefSeq, a predicted model, not a curated record